UCUCUCCUCCGUGAGGACGACGUUCUCCCAUCCAGACCGGAGUGGGGAGGAGAAAAACAGGCAGAAAGACAGCAGCUAGCAGACGAAGGUCUGACUGCCGGGAAUAAAAACCCAGAGGAACCUCCUGCCGCUUCGCCGGGAUCCGCACACGCACCCAGGCGUGUAUAACAGCCCCCCCCUCCUACGGCUGAUCCGGCGCUGAGGAGGAUGGCGCUCUCCUGAACGACCCCCCUCCAUCCUUCACCCUACUCCACCUCACCAUGAACCACACCCCCAGCCCCCACCUGUCCGAUGGCGGUAAGUCCGCCGGGGGCGGCCUGCUGUGCAGCCUGGGCCUGGGGUCCGACAGGGGCAUCCGCUCCCCGGACAGCCUCAUGCAGACUCCCAGCCCCACGGGAGGAACCCCCAGCUCCAGCCCCCCGCUGCUGCUGUCGCCGGGGCUGGGAGGCUUCGGCCUGGGGUCCCUGGGCGCUCUGGGCGACGGAGCCGGGGCCGACUGGGAGAGCAGGGAGGAGCUGAGGCUCAGGGAGCUGGAGGAGGCUCGCGCCCGGGCGGCCCAGAUGGAGAAGACCAUGAGGUGGUGGUCGGACUGCACCGCCAACUGGAGAGAGAAGUGGAGCAAGGUCCGUGCGGAGCGCAACCGAGCGCGCGACGAGGUCCGCCAGCUGAGGCAGCGGCUGGACACCCUCACCAAGGAGCUGACCAGCGUGCGGCGGGAGCGCCAGGAACUGGCCUCGGAGAACGAGACCCUGCGGCAGGAGACGCUGCGCCUCCGCGGCGACCCCGCCUCCGACGCUGCUCCCCUCCCUGCUCCCGCGCCCGUCCCCUCUCCACCGUCCUCCCCGCCGCACCCUCGCGACGCUUCCUCCUCGUCCUCUCCGCCCAUCCCGCCCUCCUCCCCCACCUCCACCUCCUCUCAGGUCCACGCCGACGGCAAGCCGGGCAGGGUGGGGGAGGGGCCGCCGGGGUCGCCGGAGCCGGAACCGGUGAGGGACGUGGACUUGGACGGACAGAAAUCGCAUCAACAGAAGGACUUUGAGGUGCUGGAGUCGGUCCUGCGUUCCAGGGCCGCGGACGCUGACCCUCAGGAGGCGUGGGAAAGCCGCGGCGGUGUCAACGCGUCCACCUCGCGCUCCUCGUCCGGACUGAGCCGGCAGGAGCGCAGCAGGCAGCUGUGGGAGGACGUGGGCGCGGUGGAGGAAGACUCCGGCAAACUCAACGCCCUGCAGCUCCGGCUGGACGAGUCCCAGAAGGUCCUGCUGAAAGAGAGAGAAGACAAGCUGGCGCUGGGCAAGAGCAUCGAGAGGCUGGAGGGCGAACUCACUCAGUGGAAGAUGAAAUACGAGGAGCUCAGCAAGACCAAACAGGAGACCCUCAAACAGCUGAACCUGCUGAGGGAAAUGCAUCAGGACGAACUGGGCCGCAUAUCUGAAGACCUGGAGGACGAACUGGGAGCCCGGACCAGCAUGGACAAGAAACUGGCUGAGCUGCGAGCUGAGAUGGAGAGGCUGCAGGUGGAGAACGCGGCAGAGUGGGGGCGCAGGGAGCGCCUGGAGACGGAGAAGCUGGCCCUGGAGAGGGACAACAAGAAGCUGAGGGCUCAGGCCGAAGACCUGGAGGAGCAACUGUCCAAGAAGCGGCGGCAGGCCGCCUCGGCGCUCGACACCGACCUCAAGGCCAUCCAGAGCGAGCUGUUUGAGCGGAACAAGGAGCUCGCCGACCUUCGCCAUGUUCACGCUAAGCUGAAGAAGCAGUUCCAGGAGAAGACAGUGGAGCUCGCCCACGCCAACCGACGGGUGGAGAGCCACGAGGCUGAGGUCAAGAAGCUGCGGCUGAGGGUGGAGGAGCUCAAGAAGGAGUUGGGACAAGCGGAGGACGAGCUGGAUGAGUCGCAUAACCAGACCAGGAAGCUGCAGAGGUCUCUGGAUGAGCAGGUGGAGCAGACUGAGAACCUGCAGGUACAAUUGGAACACUUACAGUCAAGACUGCGGCGGCAGCAGCAAAGUCCCGGUCUCUUUGGGAAGAUGCGAUCGACUCGGUUCAGCCCAGAAAACCCGGACGUUCCGCCCAGCGACGUGGACGAGGAGGAGGAGGAUCUGCAGCUCCAGAUACCAUGACACGUGCACACACACACACACACACACAGAUACACGACCGUAAAGUCAUGCAGGAUAAACUCCUUCACGGCAGUUACAUGAAAGAACUUGAGAACUUUCCAGGAAAUUGGAAACAUUUUGCAACAAAAGACGUCCGUCUUUGGCUGAACCAGCUGUCCCAUUCUUAAAGGGCCGCUCCGACAUUACCCGUAGGAUCAAAAGGUCAAUGCCACUUGUAUCUCUGAACAGACACGUGUCAGCCUUGGAUGGAAUUGUUCAAUAAUGUAAUCAAGAAUUAAAAAACCGAGCAACCUUUGUCAAAAAAGCUAUUGAGAGAAACCACACGAUUGUUCAUCUGGAGUACCAGCUGACUACCCGUCAGCGUUGUGAUAAGAACAACCGCAAUCCUUACGCAAGACCACUAAGACACGGCGUCCUCGCAUUUACAGACGAGCACCCAGAUCAAACCCAGCAGGCGCGUGGCGGACAUUCACUUUUGUCAACUUCCACCAAACCACUCUAGCAGAGGCCCCACAUCCGUUCUUACCUCGUAUCCUCUCAAGCAUUGCACCUGUAUUACACCUGUCCCGUCUGAACUGGGCUACUGUAUUCAAUCAGGCCUCAACCCACAUCACCAGUGUUAAUACUUUCCUCAAGGCAAAAAAGACUUUAAUGAGCUUGAAAGUGCUUCAUCACACGGGAAUAGCGUUAUGAUUAUGGAUUUUUAGGAAUUUCUCCCUAAUAUCAGCUAUUCAAACUCUAUUUCACAUGUAUUUAAAACGUCACAUUUAGUCUCAUUGUUGACUAGAAUUACAGCAGCAGGAUCUUGUGACCUUCCCUCCCCAGUCGCCCUGUGCUCAAACCCAACGGCGCUGUAUUUGUGUGUGAGUCCUUAUCAAGACAUCGUAUGCUUGCUUUGGAACGGCAUUCACACAGAAUGCAUCCAGCACCAGUAAGCGGCAGUUAGGGCCGAACUCAAUAUAAAUCAAUAAAAUGUCAGCGUCUCCGUCUGUCAUAAUAUUUCAUUACCUCAUCACCUUCGUCUUCAUUAGCUUUAUAAAUGUAAUUUAUGGUGCUGUUAAAUUGCUGCCAGACACCCAUUUAAUAUAAGUGUAUUUAGCAUCUCCCUUUGUAUAUAAGUGGGAGACCAAACUGUUUUCUGACUGCAGUGUUUUGGAAGCACUAAACUCCAACAAAUAUAGGUUGAAGAAGAAUAUUUUGUAACAUAACAUAAGACAUGAUGUGAAUUUGGGCCUUUUUUCAAAAUAAAUGUUGAGUUUUUUGGAUUCAACAAUGCUCAGGAUUUAUACAAAUGUUUGGAUCACUUGAGUUGGAAACAAUCUUACAAAGGUUUUUUUCUUACACGCACUCACCGGAGCCGUUGUGAAAGCCGAUCUGCCCAACCCGCACUAAUAAGUGUUAUUCAGCCACCCGAACCCGACCCAACCUGCAAACUGACAACUUAAUGAUUUAUAGUAGUAUGAUUGUCAGGACUAAGUGCGGCGGCGCAGGUUGUGUGCGUGUUGUUGAAGAGAUGUUGUAGAGGAUGACAAAGAAAAAAAAAGGUGGAGUACCGCAUGUAAUGUUUCUGUACCUUUUUUUUUUUCAUUAAUUACUUGGAAUGCUGCUUAGUCACAUUUGCCCUUCCCAAACCUCCAACAACCUGCAGGUUGUGGGUCAACCAUCGAAUCCCAUACUAAUAGUAUGUAACCUAGUCUUUAUCAGAACAGAAAACUGUGCAACACCUCAGACAUCAACAAUAUCAAUGAAGCUUGAAUUGUUGUUUUUGCAGCCCUAACUGGCAGUACACAAUAAGAAGCCCAUAAUGUGAUCCAAUGUUGACCACAACAGAACCUUGUUGUCAACAUGCUCCCACUUAAAACCCCCACAGUGAUGGUUUUGACACGAGCGAAAGGGAACAACAUCCUGCCGCGUGGGAGGGGAAGCGUAAACUUGAUGGAGGGAAGAGGGAGCGGCCUGUAAGUGUGCGCCGCUAGUAUUCUCACCUAAGUGCAUUAAGCCUGAUCCUUUCACGACGUAGUAAAGUAGCGGGGCGUGGAGGACUGUUAGUGCUGCAAAGGGCGAAACAAGAAGAAGAUUUGAUGAUGCACAGAGUGAGUCAUCAAAUCUGAUAUGUCACUAUUCCACUUCUACUUGACUCUGCUGGAGUUUAAAUCCUCCCCAGAAGCGGGAGGGGAAGUUGACAGUAGACAGGAACCAAUGGCAACAAUACAUUGCGUAACCUCCUUGGUGUUGCCCAUCAGCAACUAGCUUAAAGAAAUUGGUCGUUAGAAACCUUGUUUUUCGCCUAUUGAAUAACUCUUUAUUGAAUGAAUUGAUGUAAUUCUUGAUAAUGACAUUUCACGGUGGAGUAAACAGCAUGUCACAAUACAGAGAAAAUAUCUCACAGGAUUGGCAAGCGUUAGCAUGUUCCCCGCUGGCUAACAUGUUAGCGGUUUGCCGGCAAGAUACACUUGUUCACUACUUAACUUUGCAGUCACUACGCCGCCUAGUACCAAUAUGGAUUUGAUUUCUCUCUGUCCUUAAUUGUAUACAUCAUAUUCAAAAGCAGGGAAUUGGCACCAUUAUACUUUCAAAACUUAAUAUGGGUCCUUGUUUAUGUUCAAGGUUGAACAAGGAAAGAUUUCCCUCCGUUUUAAGUGCGUGUCCAAUCAGUAUCGAUAUUAGAAGUAAUCUAUUGAAGCAGGCCAGCGGGAUCACUACGCUUCUAUACACUUCAGAACUGAUUGGGAUUCCAUAUGAAUUUGGCAAAUACUUAUUUUAAGACUUAGGUAUGAGGUUUACAUUUUUUUUUUCCUGCUGAAAAUAAAAUCCCAUAAAUCUCUGGUGUCAAUUCCCAAUUAUUCCCUCAGGGUUGUAUUCCUAUAAAAGCCUCCAAAGCCGCAGUUAGAGGUCACGGGAUAAUGAAACACUCACUGAAACAAGGCGGGUAACAUUCUUACAGGCUUAAUACUCCCGGCCUCCUCCAUAAUGGCCGAGGUAUUCUACAGUUUGGUUUGGUUACACUGGGUGUUGAACCGAAGACUUAAUUUAUUUGUCUGGGAUAAACGUCCCGCCUGUAAAAGAGCUCCCGUCUAGCAGAGGACGCGUGCCGUUGUGAAAGCAAUAAAACAUGCAUUUAUCUUCCAACAGCAUCAGCAGUCACUCUCUGCCUCAUCUGUGACGCCGGAAGGGGACCAAGUUGUUUUUUACUGAUCAGGAAUCUCAACUAUUUAUCUUGUUGUUGUUACGGUUUAGUUUUUAUAAAUGGUCUGUACCACAGUGGUUUUAUAUUAGCUCUAUAAAUGUCAACUGCAUAUAUAAAGAAA
Messenger RNA from Gasterosteus aculeatus aculeatus (three-spined stickleback), 5425 nucleotides. RefSeq names its product coiled-coil domain containing 102A (gene ccdc102a). The record is from RefSeq and is a predicted model, not a curated record. Gene Ontology annotation, cellular component: myosin complex. NCBI's taxonomy places the organism in Eukaryota, Metazoa, Chordata, Actinopteri, Perciformes, Gasterosteidae.